Molecule: messenger RNA, 2427 nt
Organism: Procambarus clarkii (red swamp crayfish)
Lineage: Eukaryota; Metazoa; Arthropoda; Malacostraca; Decapoda; Cambaridae
Biological process (GO): G protein-coupled receptor signaling pathway
Cellular component (GO): plasma membrane
Molecular function (GO): G protein-coupled receptor activity
Source: RefSeq, a predicted model, not a curated record
GGGGAGCUUCCGACCACAACCCCAAAAAAAAAAGGCGCCAUUGUUGCGUUUUCCCGUAACGUUACUCGGCCCUAAAGUGCUUUUUCUCGUCGCUGCGCAAGCGGACCUUAAGACCGCGGUGACGUCGCUGCGCAAGCGGACCUUUAACCCACCGUGACGUAUGUGGGAGGAACCUCACGACGUGCAGCGUAAAAUAGACGUCUCGCCCUCGGAGCGAUCUAACGAACUUGGAGUGUUCCAGGAGGUAGAGAGAGUCGCCAGCCACGCCCUGCCAGCCCAGGGUGACACCUGCUUCAGUAGUGUAGUACUAUCAUGGUCUGGCCUUCUGCUGAUGGCCCACUACCUGGCUCCGUCAAGCCUAGUGUCCUGGGUUGUGGGGGCUGUGCUCCUCAUCCCGCUCUUCGCCCUCCCUGGAACACGGGGCUUGGAGUUGCAGCCUUCCAGCGAGCCCGCAACACCAGGCGCGCUGUGCUGGGAGCAGAUCCAGCAGGAAUACUACAGUGAAAAGUCUAACUCUUCGGGUGGUCCCUUUAUAUUCAGUGAAUGUGCACAGUGUUGCGACAGAAUUAUUCUUAAAGCCAAGCAGUUGGACUGGAUCAGACUUUCCACCUGUGGCAGCAAGACGCUCACAUGUUUUCUCAGAUUCCCAGACAUAAGCGAUCGUCUCACUCAAGACAUCUUCUGGCUGACAUCGAGCGGAGACGACGUGCUCCUCUAUAUGGGGAACUCCUCUCAAGUGGUCGUCAACUGGGAUUACCUCACAGGUGGACAGAAAUUACUUGAAAUCGUCUUCCUGUUCCUUGGUGUGGUGGUGCUCAUGACGACGUGUGCAGGCAACACCCUCGUACUGGCUACCAUGCUCAGCAGCCCGGACAGAAGUGAUCCUUGGUGGAUUGUCCGCACCAGCCUCGCCAUCGCCGACCUUCUGUGCGGGGUGUUUGUCAUGGGUCUGGCUCUUCAUAACUGCCAGUGUCUCAUGACCAACCACCUGCGUUUCUCAGAGCUGGAGCACUCACUCGGUGAUCUGGGCUUUCAUGACGGCCUAUUCAACCCGCUCUUUGUCCGACGGGGUUACUCCAGUUUCUGUGGCAUUGUAUUCGCGGUGACGUCUGUGAUGUCCAUGCAGUGCCUUGGCUGGUUGGCGCUCGAGAGAUUCAUGCUUUGCAAGUAUCCAUUGGAAAACAAAAUUCUUACGUCUGCAAGAGUUAAACUGGCGGUUCUCAUCAUGUGGAUAAUCUCAUUAGUCUUCCCGCUCAUCAUUGUUUCGACGGGAGAGCUUCCGUGGUGCAGUUUCUUCGACCCUGUCACCAAGCUGACUUUUGUUGUUCCCAAAGACACAAGAUUUAGAGCGAGUCACGUUGCGUUUGUGAUACUAAGUGUUUACCUCGCUGGGCUGUUCCUCUUCACCGUCAUCGCCUCCCUGCAGGCCAUGACCAUAUUCCGCAUCAGAUCCCGAGAGGAGUUGGACGAGAUAAUCGGCAACAUCCCGCUCUUCUUGGCCAAGCAGCAAGAGAAGGAGGACCGCAGCAUCCUCAGAACAAUGCGGUUAAUGCUGGUGACGUACCUCGUCUCCGUUGUCCCACAGGUCUUCCUCUUCAUUCCAGGCCUCAAGACCCAUGUUCGCUUCCUAUACUUCAUAUUCUGGUGGACUUUCGUCUUAAGUUCCUCCUGGAAUUGGUACAUAUACAACAUGCGAAGCACCUUUUUCAAGGCCCAUCUGAUCAAGAUGGUGUUAAGAUCUCCUUGGCUUCCACAGUUUCUGGAGACGAGACUGAGAAUGAGGAUACCGCUAGCCUCCACCCUCACCCUGGACUGGGGCUCAGUCUGGCACGAACUAGACGCUGUAAUCAAGAAGAAAGAGCACCGGCCCAUCAGCUAGAUCCUGGAGUGAAUGACUGAGUGCAUGCACAGUAAUAUUACCACAUACUGGAGAGAGAUAUGAUAAGAAGUGUAAAAUAACUCCAAUGAAACGUCUGGGGGCCCCAUAACCACAAUUAGAGACCACAGUGUAAACAUCAGAGGCCCAAGACUUUACAAUUUCCUCCCGCCAAAAACUGUAGCUGGAACCACAGUGGAAGUUUUGCAUCAGAGAAUUGGACAAGUUUCUGUUGGGGUUGCCGGGCAUUGCCAGGAUACUACACCAACACUGCCAUUCACUGCCGGCUCAGCCUGGCUGUGAUGGCUACGUGGGGCUGUAAGGCCACGAAGACACAGUCUCACAGACCAGGCUGGACUCGUCAGGGAAGGCUGGCCCUAAGUCAGGUUGCGGGAAUGGAUAAUUCCCGCAGAAUUAUCUCGUCAGUUAUAAUUCUCGUCAGAAUACGUAUUGUAUAAAAGAAUACAUACAAUACAUACUGCUUGUAUCAAAGAUUAUAUACUGAUUGAAAACAUUGUAAAUGAUCUAUUCAAUUAAAACAUUUUGACGGG